Molecule: messenger RNA, 6093 nt
Organism: Dryobates pubescens (Downy woodpecker)
Lineage: Eukaryota; Metazoa; Chordata; Aves; Piciformes; Picidae
Gene: SLC7A14
Product: solute carrier family 7 member 14
Exons: 8
Coding region: 195-2510 (771 amino acids)
Biological process (GO): transmembrane transport; amino acid transport
Cellular component (GO): plasma membrane
Molecular function (GO): amino acid transmembrane transporter activity
Source: RefSeq, a predicted model, not a curated record
CCCCCCGCCGCCGCCGCAGCAGCGCAGCCGCCCCCGCCGGGGUGUGCGCCCGGGGCCGCUCCGCACCAUCACCCGCCCGCUGCCCUCUGCGCCCGGCGCCAGGCCGCCAGCGCAGGAAGGAGAUGCAGCAGCAACCUUGAGUGGGUGCUGCUGAAACCAUUCCUGACCCACCUGCCUUGAGCCCAGCACCAACCAUGAGCGGCUUCUUCUCACGCCUGGACCCACGUCGGGUACCAUGGGGGGCAGCAGGCUAUGCCCUGCGCACCCGCGUCCUGCGCACCAAGCCUGUGGAGUCCAUGCUGGAGGGCACAGGGACUGCCACCACCCAGGGUGCCAGGCUGGCCAAGGUCCUCACCACCCUCGACCUCAUCUCCCUUGGCGUCGGGAGCUGCGUGGGCACCGGCAUGUAUGUAGUGUCUGGCUUGGUGGCCAAGGAGAUGGCAGGGCCUGGGGUCAUCGUUUCCUUCAUCAUCGCUGCUGUUGCCUCCAUCUUGUCAGGCGUUUGCUAUGCUGAGUUUGGGGUGCGGGUCCCCAAGACCACAGGCUCAGCCUACACCUACAGCUACGUGACGGUGGGGGAGUUUGUGGCGUUCUUCAUCGGCUGGAACCUCAUCCUGGAGUACCUGAUAGGCACAGCCGCAGGUGCCAGUGCUCUCAGCAGCAUGUUUGACUCACUGGCCAACCACACCAUCAGCCGCUGGAUGAUCAACAGCGUGGGGACGUUGAACGGACUAGGGAAAGGAGAGGAGUCAUACCCUGACCUUCUUGCGCUGGUCAUUGCUGUCAUCGUCACCAUCAUCGUGGCCAUGGGGGUAAAGAACUCGGUGGGGCUGAACAACGUGCUCAAUGUCAUCAACCUGGCAGUCUGGAUCUUCAUCAUGAUUGCUGGCCUCUUCUACAUCAAAGGUGACAACUGGGCUGAAGGGCAGUUCCUGCCAUUUGGAUGGCCAGGGGUGCUCAAAGGGGCUGCAACAUGUUUCUAUGCCUUCAUUGGCUUUGACAUCAUUGCUACCACUGGAGAAGAAGCAAAGAACCCCAACACCUCCAUCCCCUAUGCCAUCACGGCCUCGCUCGUCGCAUGCUUGACAGCCUACGUGUCUGUGAGCAUCAUCCUCACACUGAUGGUGCCCUACGAUGCCAUUGACACUGAGUCCCCUCUGAUGGAAAUGUUUGUGGUCCAUGGCUUCUACGCGGCCAAGUUCAUCGUUGCCAUUGGGUCUGUGGCCGGCCUGACCGUCAGCUUGCUGGGUUCCCUCUUCCCAAUGCCAAGAGUCAUUUAUGCCAUGGCUGGUGAUGGGCUGCUCUUCAGGUUUUUGUCCCACGUCAGUUCUUACACAGAAACUCCAGUAGUGGCUUGCAUUGUCUCUGGAUUCCUGGCAGCACUGCUCUCCUUGCUGGUCAGCCUGAGGGACCUGAUAGAAAUGAUGUCCAUUGGCACACUGCUCGCCUACACCUUAGUCUCUGUCUGCGUCCUGCUCCUCCGCUACCAACCCGAGAGCGACAUCGAUGGCUUCGUCAAGUUCCUCUCUGAGGAGCACACCAAGAAGAAGGAGGGCAUCCUGGCUGACUGUGAGAAGGAAGCUUGCUCUCCAGGCAGUGAAGGAGAAGAGUUUGCUGGCCCACCAACCAACACGUGUGGGGCAAAAAACCUGCCCUCCCUGGGGGAUAACGAGAUGCUAAUUGGGAAAUCUGAUAAAUCAGCCUACAACGUGAACCACCCCAACUACGGCACGGUGGACAUGACCUCGGGGAUAGAGGCGGAUGAGUCUGAGAACAUUUACCUCAUCAAGCUGAAGAAGCUGAUCGGCCCUCGCUACUACACCAUGAGGAUCCACCUUGGGCUGCCGGGGAAAAUGGACCGCCCCACGGCAGCCACUGGCCACACCGUCACCACCUGCGUGCUCCUCCUUUUCGUCCUGAUGUUCAUCUUCUGCUCCUUCAUCAUUUUUGGGUCAGACUACAUCUACGAGCAGAGCUGGUGGGCUGUCCUCCUUGUCGUGCUGAUGGUCCUGCUCAUCGCCGUGCUGGUGUUUGUGAUCUUGCAGCAGCCAGAGAACCCCAAGAAGCUGCCCUACAUGGCACCAUGUCUGCCCUUCGUCCCUGCUUUUGCCAUGCUGGUGAACAUCUAUCUCAUGCUGAAGCUCUCCACAGUCACCUGGAUCCGAUUUGCAGUCUGGUGUUUUGUGGGCCUGCUGAUCUACUUUGGCUAUGGGAUGUGGAACAGCACCCUGGAGAUCAGCGCCCGGGAGGAGGCCCUGCACCAGAGCACCUACCAGCGCUACGACGUGGACGUCGACCCCUUCUCUGUGGACGAUGGCUUCUCCUAUGCCACUGAGGGUGAGGACUACCCGGGCUGGGGCCCCUCUGAGGACAAGGGCUUCUCGUACCAGCACAUGGCAGGAGCAAAGGAAAGCCAUCGGACGAGUAGCAGGUCGAAAAGCAAAGGCAGGCACAAACCGCCCUCGGAGGCCCUCAUCGCCAACGACGAGUUGGACUACUCGCCCGAGUAGGGAGGUGGGCAGCGGGGCACCGCGCCACCCACUCAAUGAGGAAGGGUCCCCACGGCUCCCCUGUCCUGUCCCAUACUCCCCAAGUCCCUCACCACCCCUCACUCCCCUCUGGUCCUCAGGACACACUCUGCAGUUGCCGUUGACCCCGAGGCAAACACGUUCAUGGCCCAUCCCGGCUCCACCGAUUGGGCCUUGCUUUGGUGGAUGCCAGCUGAUCCCACGGCACUGGCUGAUGUCCUGGCACCAGCCACACCCGUGGAGGUGGUGGAGCGGGAGAUGUGCCAAACUGGGAGCGUGUUGAGAGGCAGAAGGCGCUGCACGAGUGGACAAGAGGAGUUGUCCCCAGGCAAUGUCCACCUGAUGGCUGCAGCGGUGGGAUGACACUCUUACAUUUGUGGCACUUCCUCAGCAUGUGUCUUUUUCCCUUUGAACCACCUAGAAGUAACAGCUGAGCCACAGGGACAGAUGGUUUAGGUAGGUACCCGCAGAGAUGGACAAACCCCUUUCAAGGGAGUAGUUCAGAGGUGGGUCCAGGGAUGUUGAUCCCGUCACACAGUAUUUCCAUGGCUCAUUCUGGGGCAAAGGCACUCAGUGUGCACAGCAGUGCUACCCUCAUGUCCAUCCUCACACCUCAAAUCUGAGCAUCCCAAAUCAUCAAACCUUGAAGUCCCAGCACAGCCAAGCAUCCCAAAUCUGCACCUGGGAGCCCAGUCCCCUGUCUGGUUACAGCAAGGGCUGAGAUCUGCUCUUGGCUCAACCCACCCUCUGCAAACGAUCAAUGAGGACCACGCAUCACCAGUCUGAGGCUGGAUGCUGUUCCCACCACGCUGUGUCUUUUACAAAUGACUGUGCUGUAAUUCCCUCACUGCAGUGGGCACAUUUCACCACCUACCCUGGCAUCGGUGCUUCAAGGGCGCGUCUGUGUCCUGCAAAGCAGCAGCCUUCAUCGGUCAGCCACGUCUUGGCAGGACUGGCCACACAUGGCAAGUGGAGAGGACUCUGCUGCUGAAAUCUUUCUUCCUGCUGCUGUCUCCAUCUUGUGCCAUUUUCUCUGUUUCUGCCCCUGGCUUAUUGGAUGCUGUAAAAAAAAACAACCAACCAACAAACAAACACUGAAAUGCUGCUCGUUCUGUAAGUGCCCAGGUUGCAACGUGAAACCAAACAGAACUGAUCAACACAUGGACAUUUCUCAUAGCUGGACUCUCCAGAUUGGCCCCAGCACAGCUAUGGCCCCCAGCAGUGCCAUCAGGCUCCCCACUGGCAGCAUCUCUGAGGACCAUCAGUAGUGAUAAGGUUCGGUCACAGCCACCAUCGCCUCUGCCACAGAGAGCAGCUGCACUGCUGAGUCAGCAGUUUGCAGCAGGUCCAGUUCUGGAGCCCAUCACCAACAUGCUGACUUUAAAACACUGCAACAGGGGAACACCUUCCUGAAUAGAUAAUACCCAAGGAAGCACCCCACCAGAUAGUGACACCACUCUCCUCCUGAACGCCAAAGGCUGCAUCCGGAUCCAUCCCCAGGAGCAGCCUAGACCAACCUCCGCUACCAGGGGGUGCUGCUGGCAUCCCAGGGGACAAUUUAACAUCAACAGGGACAUGAGGCAAGAUUUCCAGCAUGUGAUGCUGAGAACCAUUAACACUUUGGGUCACUGGAUGAGUCUCAGCCCCCCCAAAAUACAGCAUGGAGCCUGCCUGGCAAGUGGUCUGUGGGGUGCAGAGGGUACCUGGACCCAUCCCCAGGGUUUCCAGGGCUCAAGGGCUCGAUGGAGAGACUCUGCUCACAGCUGCAAAUGUUUCCCCACACCUCCUGUCCCAAACAGUGACCAAGGAGAGGUAGAUGCCCCAUCCCUGGAACCAUUCCAGGUCAGGUUGAAUAGGCUCAGAGCAGCCUGAUCUAGUUGAAGAUGUCCCUGCUGCCUGCAGGGGGGUUGGACUGGGUGACCUUUAAUGGUCCCUUCCAAUCCAAACAUUUCUGUCAUUCUGUCAAACUGCAGUCCUUUUCCCAGUGGAAAGGAAUGACCAAGAUCUUAACCUGGUAUGCCCCAGGCAAGCCAAGGGAAGUUUGGCCUCUGCAAGGGUUUCAGAAUGGGAGCAAGGAUUUGGUAGCAGGACCUGUAAGCUUUGCUCUGGCAUCCCCUCCCACUGCCUGCCCCAGCCACACUUCUGCAAACAGAAUUCCCAAGUAUGUCCCCACCAAAAGCUGUCUGCAACAUGCACACAACUCACAGGCCAGCUUGGGAAGCCUUUCUGGUGGUGCUGAGCAAAGGGCACCUCUCACUUGCGCUUGGCUACUCUUGCCCUCAAUGCCUUAGAAGUACCCAAGAGAGAUGGCACCUCACAGGUCUGGCUUUAUGUUUUCAGGGAGAAAGAGUGAUGCUGUUUUCCUACCAGCUCUUGUACUAUCCCAUAUCCGAGGUAGUUGUCUUCAUCCUGCUUCUGCACAGUAUUUAGGCAUCUGCUGCACCACAAACUCAUGCCCAAGUGUUGAACCGAAGCUGUUACUCCUUCUGCAGCCUUAAUCUCUUGCUACAGAGCAGUUACCAGUAGCAGUGUCUUGUUGUCAUGUCUGCUCUAGUUGUGCUGUAUCAUUUGACAAGGGCUUGAUCCCUUGCUCUUUGGUGUCUGUAGAAACCUCUCCAUUGGAUCCAUGUAUUGAGUGAAGCCCUUUGGCUGCUCUCAGUCCCAUUCACCCAUCCUCCUUCCCCUUCCUGAGGAAGCACCAGGGCAGGACAGUUGUGUCAUGUCCCCAGGACUGCCGGUAAACAAUAUUUAAUGUCAUGGCGCCACCAGAGGUGGAUGGGCUGCCACCAGCCCUCCCCAUGCUAGGGAGUGGGAGCUGUACCCUUCUUUUGAGCCUACCACAUCCCACCCAGUAGAGGUGCAUAAGAAGAAGGCAGCCAAGACACAGACUAGGACUUGCCUGGGUUUGCUGGUGGCUGUGGCCAGUGUCCCGGGAGGCCAGUUUGCAGCAGGGUCCCCCUGCUUCGAUCUGAGCAGCAGUGCCUGUGGGACAGCCUCCACCUGGGAGCUUCCAAGCCUUCCCUUGGAGCAGGCACUCUGGUCUUCAGUGGGCACAAGCAAAGCCGCAAAGGCUGAAAGAUUCAUGCCCAAUGCCUCUGGGCACCACUGGGUGAGAACACUGGGAGGAGGUAUGAGUGCUUUUGUUGCUGUAACCACAAAAUCCAGCCUUUCCCCCUGCGUGUCCUCAGGGAGGUUCUCACACCCCCUGACCCAUCAGGAGGACACAGGCAGGGUGGUACCACCCUGCUCCCACCACCAGUGAGAGGCACACAGCCCCUCCAACGGGCGCACACCCUGGUGGGGGACAUGAAGCAUGGUACAGACGGAGCAUAAAUACCUCAAAACUUCCAGACCAUCUCUAUAAGAUCUCAGACCCUCCACAAAUUCACUCUGCACGGUUCCAGCCACCCAGUACUAGUCCAGCACGCCAGCAUCCUCCACGCAGCAGAGAAGUCACCCCUCUGAACGACAUGGGAUGUUGUAAAUCCAGCUUGUAAAUGAUCUUCACUUCGUUUUGUUUGGUCUUUCUGAUGUAUAUCUUGCCUCUUUUUUUUUUUUUUGCCUC